GCGCCACGAUGGAAACUCCUGCUUCUACUUUUUAUUCAACAAAUAUUUAUUACUGAGCACCUACUUUGCCCUUAGUAUAUAGACUAGCAUUGUUCUAGGAUUAUUGUGAGGAUUAAAUGAGAUAAACCUAUCAAGAGUUUUGGUUCUAUCUUCUGUCUUACUGGAUCAAUAAAUAUCUGCUGCCAUCAUUUUACUGCAGCUCCUUUAUCUUUUUUCCUUGGGUGGGGCACCUGGACUGGGUAGUGUGUAUGUUCCAGAUUUCUGGUAUCUGCAGCAUUGAGAGCCUGCAGUGGGUAUCUCUUGUAGAAGUCAAAGCCUUUGUUAGGCCAAGUUAGGCCUGUCUUUCCACCCCAUUCAUUGCUCCUGUUGGGGAAAUCUCCUUUGCUGAUGGUAGAUUAGAUGCAGCUCUAGGUUAAGGGUAAGAAAGUGGAAUAACGAUAUAAAGACACCUGAUAAAUACUGUAACUUCCUUAUGCUGCCUCUUCAGAAGGACUCCUGAUUAAUUUUUUGAACUUUUCUUUGAAAAAUAGCAUUUAGGAAAAUACAUGUCAUAAGUGUACAGCUCAAUGAGUUUUCUUAAGGAGAACAGACCUGUGUAACUAGCAUCCAAGUCAGAAACCAUCCCAGAAACACCCUGCUCCUCCACUGUGCUUCUUUUGUCACCUAGAUUUCCUUCUAUUCUGACUUCUAACACCAUAGGUUACUUUUACCUGUUUUUUCACCUUUGGGUAAAUGGAAUCAAUUAGUAUGUACUCUUUUGGUGUGUGAUUUCUUUAGCUUAUUGUUAUUUUGUCAGAUUUUCUCCCACAUGUGUGGAGUUAUGGUUGGUUUAAUUUCACUGCUGAAUAGUGCUGCUAUGAAUAUUUUGGUUCAUUUCUUUUGAUGAUAAUGUAUGUUUUUCUGUUGGCUAUGUUCUCUUGGAGUUGCUGGAUCGUAGGAUAUGCAUAUGUUCAGCUUUAGUAUUUACCGCCAAUUUUCCAAAGUAGUUUUUACCAAUUUACAUGCCUUCCAGCAGUGUAUGAGAGUUCUGGCUGCUUUACAUCCUUACCACACUUGGUAUUGUCCUAACCAUUUUUUAAAACUGGUUUGUUCAUUUGUUCACCUGAUGUGUGUGAGGUCCUAACCUAGGCCCUGGGGAUGCAGUUAUGAACAAGAUGGAAAAGGUCCCAAGAUCCUUGCUUUUUUGAAAUUUAACAAAUAAGAAUAUAAUAUAAUGGUUAUUGCUUUGAUAAUGGGUGGUGCAGUGGAACCUGACCCUGAAGAGCAGUAUCAGGGGGUAGGGGGGUAACUUUAUCCACUGGGUAUCAGUGAAGGGCUCUCUGAGGAAGUUUCACUGGAGCUGAGACCUGAGCCAUCCUUGCAAAGACAUACAGGAAGAGAGAAGAGCAACUGUGUAAAUCUGAGGUCAUGAACAACCUUGAUCUGUUUGAGGUUUGGAAGAGCAGGCCUGCAGCAUAGUGAUAGGCUGAGGUGAGGCAGAUGAUGUGGUUCUGGCUCAGAGAGCCUUCUGUCCCUGUCUGCUCAGCCAUGGAUAAAUCACCCACCCUUAGACACUCAUUUGCUUAUACUGGCCUCACUACAGCUCACCAUCUGAAAAAGGAGUGUUCAUUUUUAUCUCGGCCUAGUUUUUGAGGGAAGAUGCCUGCUUUAGUAAGCCAAAAUAUGGUCUUGAUUUAAAAGUGUUGAGAGCAUGGAUUUGAUGACUUAGGUAUACACGAGUACUGUAGGAGUAUGGAGAUAGUCCUUCUGUAUGCCAAUUUGUGGUUUGAAAAAAUGAGAUCCUUGUGCCAGUGUAAUGAAAUAUCAUAGACAGUGUGACAAGUCAGAGCAUUUAUCCUGCAGCUGGAUUAUACAAGAACUGUAGAAACUGUGUUGGGAGAUUCUGGUUUGGUACAAAGCAUUCUCAGAGACACUCCAGUUUUUAUUAAAUAAUGGAGCUUAGUGAGUACUGCUGUUUUCUUGCAUCUUCUGUCUGUAUCUCAGUAGCCCAUUUUGCCUGAUUUUGUUGUAAAAAGUUCUGAGUUUACUUCUGAUAGUUGCAUGUUACAUCUUCCACUAAAAGGAGCAUAUAUUGAAGUGAAGGAGCCAUGGCGCACUGUCCUACAAGGCUGAGGACCAGACAGACUUCCUCACGGGCUGGCACCCCAUCGUUAGAUCAGAAACUGCACUACCAACCCUCCAAAGAAAUGAAUGUGAAAAUAACAGAUUGUUCGACUGAGGUUCUCAUCAAAGUUGGACAGUUUGUGUUGAUUAAAGGGGAUGAUGAUGAAAAUCCAUAUGUUGCUAAAUUGGUUGAGUUGUUUGAAGAUGAUUCUGAACCUUAUCCUAAGAAACACGCUCGAGUACAGUGGUUUGUCCGAUUCUGUGAAAUCCCAGUCCAUAAACAGCAUUUGCUGGGCCGGAAGCCUGAUGCACAAGAGAUAUUCUGGUAUGAUAAUUGUGCCUACAACAACAACGUUAACACUGAAACCAUCAUUGCCAAUGUGCGGGUACUAGCUCUAGCCCCAGAUGAAGUGAUACCCAUGGACCUGAAAAAUGAGAAGACAUUCUUUGUGAAACUAUCUUGGAAUGAGAAAAUAUUCAAACCACUGUCUCCAGAACUAGUUGCACAGUGGGAUGAACGACAAGAAGGCAAACGUAGAUGCCAGGAGUCUGUGGCAGACAAAACUAAGAGCACGGAAAGCCCUUCUUGGACCACAGCAAAAUAUGAGGUCAAAAGGAUUGAAUCAAAGCAUUCCACCUCUAAAUCUCGCCAAACUCCUUCCCAUCCUGUCACCCCAAGGGCAAGGAAGAAGCUGGAGCUCAACAGUUUCCCUAGGACGCGUCACACUAGGAUAUCCCAGCAGACAUCCUCAGCCUCGUUGGAUUCUCCCGGAAGAGCAAAAAGGAAAAUGGCCUUCUCAGAGAUCACCUCGCCUUCAAAGAGGUCUCAGCAUUAUGGGCCUCUGACCUUAUCUCCAGCUCUGAAAGCCCCAGAGAAAACUGGAAAGAUUCAACCCUCUUGUGCCAAAGAUGACAAGAAAGCUUCACCAGAUUGUCGCAUGAUCCUGAGAAUGCGACCCCCAGCUUUGAAAACAGAGACUAGUGAAGAAAGAACCCUUAGCCCCACCAUGGGGGGAUGGAAAUCCUCGGUGGAGCCGUAUGUGAUUCUGAAACCAGUAAACAUCAAAAACAGGGAGGCCAAAGGACCAGAAGUUCAGGACGAAGCUACCUCUACUCCCCAUCGUGUCCGCAGACAGAGCUCUCUUUUGACUUUGGAUCGGAUUAGGCAGCAGCUUAGGUUUUUAGGUAAGAGUAAAAGUGACCAAGAAGAGGAAGAGUUUCUACCGGCAGCAGAGUUUUCAGACUCCAGCAGUGAGGAGGAAGAGGCUUCCACACCCCGCCUUCCCAGGAGAACUCUCAACAGUGUGUCCAGGAACCCGAGCUCUUCCUUGAAGUCAUCCAUGCGGACCCCCUCCAAGACACCAAAGAAAACUCCUGGGCCUAGAACACCAAGUCAUGCCACUCCUCAGAUCCGCAGCCGAAACCUAGCCCCCCAGGAGCCCACCAAUGUGCUGGAGGAGGCCCGGCUAAGGCUGCAUGUUUCUGCUGUACCUGAGUCGCUUCCUUGUCGGGAACAGGAAUUCCAAGACAUCUACAACUUUGUGGAAAGCAAACUCCUUGACCGUACUGGAGGGUGCAUGUACAUCUCCGGGGUCCCCGGAACAGGGAAGACUGCCACUGUGCACGAGGUGAUACGCUGCCUGCAGCAGGCGGCCCGAGCAAAUGACCUUCCUCCCUUUCAAUACGUUGAGGUCAACGGCAUGAAGCUGACGGAGCCCCACCAGGUCUACGUGCAAAUCUUGCAGAAGCUGACAGGUCAAAAGGCAACAACUAACCAUGCAGCAGAACUGCUGGCAAAACGAUUCUGCACCCAAGGGGCCUCUCAGGAAACCACUGUGCUGCUUGUAGAUGAGCUCGACCUUUUGUGGACCCAUAAACAAGACGUGAUGUACAAUCUGUUUGACUGGCCCACUCACAAGAAGGCCCGGCUUGUGGUCCUGACCAUUGCCAACACCAUGGACCUGCCAGAGCGCAUCAUGAUGAACCGGGUGUCCAGCCGACUGGGUCUAACCAGGAUGUCCUUCCAGCCCUAUACUUACAGCCAGUUGCAACAGAUCCUGCUGUCCCGACUCCAGCAUUUAAAGGCCUUUGAGGGUGAUGCCAUCCAGCUGGUAGCCAGGAAGGUAGCAGCCCUCUCUGGAGAUGCACGGCGCUGCCUGGACAUUUGUAGGCGUGCCACCGAGAUUUGUGAGUCCUCCUGCCAGAAGCCCAACUCCCCUGGCCUGGUCACUACAGCCCACUUACUGGAAGCAGUAGAUGAGAUGUUUUCAUCGUCAUACAUCACUGCCAUCAAAAAUUCCUCCGUUCUGGAACAAAGCUUUCUGAGAGCCAUCCUCACAGAGUUCCGCCGAUCAGGACUGGAGGAAGCAACAUUUCAACAGGUAUACAGUCAACACGUGGCGCUAUGCAGGAUGGAGGGGCUCCCAUACCCCACCAUGUCGGAGACCAUGGCCGUGUGCUCUCACCUGGGCUCCUGCCGCCUUCUACUCGUGGAGCCCAGCAGGAACGACCUGCUCCUUCGUGUGCGCCUCAACGUCAGUCAGGAUGACGUUCUGUAUGCACUGAAAGAAGAGUGAAGGGCUUCGCAAGGAAGGACCGACCUGCUGAUUCCUUUUUCUAAGCACGGGGAGUCCUAGCAGCAAAGUAUCCUGAAUGGAAAUGGAUGUCACGUAUUUUGGAAUUUUCCAUUAAAUCAUUUGCCUUUUUCCAGAGAGUUUGGGAAGUUUUAAUAGUUGUUACAUACAUCAAAGUAUAAAAUCAAAGCAUCCUUCCUACAGUAGGCCAUCUCUCUGGCUUUUAUUUCUGUUAGUAGCCCCGCCGUUUAUUUAAUGGUAACAUACUAUAUAUAUAAAUACAUGCACACCCUUACUGUGUCUAUAUAAAAUAGUUCUGUAAGAACUUAGUUAUAUUGGUUGCUUCUAGGAAAGUAUUGGAUGGCUACUUCCAGGGUUAGAGGAAGACAUUCACUGUCUGUCACUAUGUAUCUUUUAAUGUUUGAACAAUGUGAGUAUAAAGUACUUAGUUUUUUUGU
Sus scrofa (pig) is the source of this 5134-nucleotide messenger RNA. RefSeq names its product origin recognition complex subunit 1 (gene ORC1). Gene Ontology annotation, cellular component: nuclear origin of replication recognition complex. Gene Ontology annotation, molecular function: DNA replication origin binding; chromatin binding; ATP binding. Gene Ontology annotation, biological process: cell division; DNA replication initiation; mitotic DNA replication checkpoint signaling. The record is from RefSeq and is a predicted model, not a curated record. NCBI's taxonomy places the organism in Eukaryota, Metazoa, Chordata, Mammalia, Artiodactyla, Suidae.